GAAUCUGUGUUCUGUUGAGAUUGAGAUUGAGAUUCGAUUAGUUUGAGAUUUGUGUUCUGUUGGUUAAAGAAUCUGGGCUCCUGGAAUCACGGAGGAAGAGAGGAGGUGGUCAAUAACAUUGUCAACAAGCCCGGCACAGCUUCCCGAGCAUCAACCACAACAUUUGGGGUCAAACAAUCCGAUAUCGCUGAGAGAGGACAAAAUGCAAAGCAAGGGAGGCUCCAUCAAUCCCAAAGCUGCAUUGAAGCUUGAUCACUUGCAGAGGCUAGCUUUAUGGACUGGUGGGGAGACUUCUAUUCCCUCUUUGGGGGCCUUCUUUGGGCACAAGUUGGCUUCUACUCAAGAGGGUCUGGAUGUGCCCGCUGACCUUUCUAUGGUUUCUUGCCAGAGAUGUGAAACAGUUCUGCAGCCUGGCUUCAACUGUACUAUUCGAAUUGAAAAAAAUAGGGCAAAGGCACGACGAAGAAGUAAGAAGCCCGCUAAUUUCACUUUCACCCAGAACAAUGUAGUGUAUACAUGUCACUUCUGUUCUGAAAGGAAUGUGAAGAGAGGGACUUCACGUGGACAUGUGAAAGCGAUAUGCCCCUCAAAGAUAAAAAAAGCUUCAGAUUUGAAACCUGCUAAAUACAUUUCUCAGAAGUUUGCCACCCCAAAGAAGACCAAUGCAGAUGAGGUUAAGGUUAGUAAAUUGAAAACCAGAACUCCAACUCCGGAUGAAGAGAUUCCUACUGUGGAUAAGAUCGUCACUUCAACAACAAUAGAUGAAGAUAUUCCUACUGUGGACAGUCCUACAACUCCCAUGGUGAAACCUGUGGUUACUUUGUUGGACUCGAAGAGGAAGAAGAGAAACAGAUCAGUAUCAAAGAAACGACCUGAACCCGAAACCAGUCCUGCCCCAGCAGAUGCAGAGAACUCCACCAGCACGACAAACAAACGGAGGAGAAAAUCAUGGACUAGUUUGAAGGAACUCGCUGAAAGAAAUGAGCAGAAGAAAAACAUCAGUGAUCUGUCAAUCCCUUUCUUUUUGUAAAUGGGAUGAUACCUUAGUGUGCCUUCAAAUAUGGAAUUUUGAGAGACAACAUUCCUUAAUUCUUGGUU
This is a messenger RNA of Fragaria vesca subsp. vesca, 1098 nucleotides long. RefSeq lists its product as uncharacterized. The transcript has 3 exons. The record is from RefSeq and is a predicted model, not a curated record. The coding region runs from base 203 to 1030 and encodes 275 amino acids. Gene Ontology annotation, biological process: RNA processing. Lineage: Eukaryota; Viridiplantae; Streptophyta; Magnoliopsida; Rosales; Rosaceae.